AUGAGAACCCCGCUGCUGCCGCCGGCGCCGGUGGUGCUGUCGCUGUUGAUCUUCGGCUCAGCCCACUGUGCUGCUGGACUGGAGGUCAAUGACACCUCUUCUGAGAAAGGGGAACCAUUUUCUGGUGAUCACAGUGCUGAUGGAUUUGAGGUUACCUCAAGAAGUGAGAUGUCCUUAGGAGGCAAGAUUUCCCCUGUGAGUGAAAUGCCUUCUGGUAGCGAACUGUCCUCAGGCAUCGACUAUGACUAUUCAGAAGAGUAUGAUAACGAACCACAAAUAUCUGGCUAUAUUGUAGAUGAUUCAGUCAGAGUUGAACAGGUAAUUAAGCCCAAGAAAAACAAAGCAGAAAGUAAAAAGACUUCAGAUAAAACCAAAAGAAAGAGAAAGGGAGGCAAAGAUGGAAAAAAUAAAAGAAACAGAAAGAAGAAAAACCCAUGUAAUGCAGAAUUUCAAAAUUUCUGCAUUCAUGGAGAAUGUAAAUAUAUACAGCACCUGGAAGCAGUAACAUGCAUAUGUCAUCAGGAUUACUUUGGAGAACGGUGUGGGGAAAAGUCCAUGAAAACUCACAGCAUGGUUGACAGUGAUUUGUCGAAAAUUGCUUUGGCAGCAAUAGCUGCUUUUGUCUCAGCUCUGAGCUUCACAGCUAUUGCUGUUGUUAUUACAAUUCUGCUUCGAAAACGAUACUUCAGGGACUAUGAAGGAGAAGUUGAAGAACGAAAGAAACUUCGACAAGAAAAUGGAAAUGCACAUGUCAUAGCAUAA
This is a messenger RNA of Condylura cristata (star-nosed mole), 762 nucleotides long. It is a transcript of the gene AREG, whose product is annotated as amphiregulin. The transcript is spliced from 5 exons. Lineage: Eukaryota; Metazoa; Chordata; Mammalia; Eulipotyphla; Talpidae. Gene Ontology annotation, biological process: positive regulation of mitotic nuclear division; epidermal growth factor receptor signaling pathway; positive regulation of cell population proliferation. The record is from RefSeq and is a predicted model, not a curated record. Bases 1 to 762 code for a protein of 253 amino acids.